Toxorhynchites rutilus septentrionalis is the source of this 725-nucleotide messenger RNA. RefSeq lists its product as uncharacterized. The coding region runs from base 22 to 540 and encodes 172 amino acids. The record is from RefSeq and is a predicted model, not a curated record. The transcript is spliced from 2 exons. Lineage: Eukaryota; Metazoa; Arthropoda; Insecta; Diptera; Culicidae.
GUUUAUUUUAAUCUGUGUUAUAUGUACUCUGCAUACAACAAAAAUCGGUCUUUCAGUAGUAAUAUUGAUAUGGCAGCCACUCCAGAUCGGUUAAACAUUUCCAGAGGACGCAUCCAGUCCCCUCGCACACCAUCAUCGCCAUCCGCCACUGUUGGGGCAUCGUGCGUGGCGGACUGCGUCCGGAAGUAUGUGGAUUUGCACAAAAAGUGGCAGAUCACCGUCCUGAAAGGCGCCCAAUACUGCUCUGCGAUCGAAAACAUCAAGAAGGGAGUGCUAGAAUCAAAGGAGGAAGAACCAAAUCCGUAUCCGGAUAAUUUACAACUAUACUGUAAGAAUUUAGCCGUCCUGAAUACUAUAUUGGAGGAUGUGGUGACUAGCCUAGGUAACAUGAUUCAACAGCUGAGGGUUUUACAAGUGGCGUUAAAAGAUGACACUGUCGGCAAGAGCUGGAACAUACGGCAAACGCUUGUUGCAUUGUGCAAAGUAUACGAAUACUUCCAAGCAGAUCUGAUAACGCGACGGCGAAUUGCUGGUAAUUAACACAUUGGUCAUGCUCUGAACUUAAAUGAGCUCGCGGUUCAUGUGGCACUGUGGGAGCAGCUAUACGACCAUAUUGAGGAAAUAAGCCUGCUAACAAGAAUGCUGAGCGUAGAGUUUGAUAUACCAUUUAGUUGAUUAGUCACAUGUUUUAGAAAAUGUAAAUAAACUGUGAUACUCGAUAGAAA